Molecule: messenger RNA, 1138 nt
Organism: Pelobates fuscus (common spadefoot toad)
Lineage: Eukaryota; Metazoa; Chordata; Amphibia; Anura; Pelobatidae
Gene: MRPS18B
Product: mitochondrial ribosomal protein S18B
Exons: 7
Coding region: 38-706 (222 amino acids)
Biological process (GO): mitochondrial translation
Cellular component (GO): mitochondrion; ribosome
Molecular function (GO): structural constituent of ribosome
Source: RefSeq, a predicted model, not a curated record
CUGUCUUUUUCUCCUUGCUGCGAUUUCCUUUACCAAGAUGGCGGCCUCCUUUGGCAGGUUGUUCGUGGCUGGGAUUAAAGGAGGGUUUGGGAGCAAGCCUCCUGUCCUCAAACUGCCUGUGUUGGUUCGUCCUCUCACAACCCAGUCCGAUCCGUUUGAUGCAGUUGCCCGUUAUAAGGAUCAACCAUGGGAGUACCUCAUAAGUGAAGAGUACCUGCAACGUUACGGUAACAAACCUGUCUGGGCUGAUUACAGACGUAACCACAAGGGGCCCAUCCCACCCCAGAAAACACGCAAGAUGUGCAUUAGGGGCGGAAAGGUCUGUGGAAACCCCUGUCCAAUCUGCCGGGACCAGAAGCUUUCUGUGAUUUACAGAAAUGUGAAGUUGCUGCAGCAGUUCCUAUGUCCACAUACUGGGAUAGUGCUUGAUCCAACUAAGACAGGUGUGUGCAUGAAACAGCAGAAGGUCCUUAUAAAAGUCAUUACGGAAGCACAGGAUCACGGUUUACUUCCUGUAAAGAUGCCUCAUGUAGAUCUUUUCCAUGAAGACUUCAUAAAUACCCACGGGGCAGUUUCCCACACUCCUGCUGCGCCAUCUGGUCUCUGGUACUCGUGGUACGAAUGGCAGGAGCCACCAGCCAAAGAGGUGACAUUACUGAAGAAGCUUUACAGGCCGUACCUGAAAGAGAUCACUGGAGGGGAAUGAACAUAGAAACUAUCAAUUUGUAACUUUAAAUAUUUAGUGUCAAUAAACCUUUAUUUGUAUCAGCAUGUUAUUAAUGCUAAUCACAAAGAAAAUUGUGGCUAGGUUUCUGCUAAUGCAAAGGGCAAAGUUCCAUAAGAUAUUUAGCCAGUAUAUUCCAUUCAUUACUUUAAUCAAUGGCGUAUACAACUGGCGCCCUAUCAAUGUUUGUGAAUCUAGUCCGCAAUUGAAUUCAUUAAUAUAUAAAUGAGUCCUUUUGACUGAUUACACAGACAAUCCUGUACUUUACAGCUUCACUGAUAGGAUAACAGUACAGAAUAAAUGCAUGUAAAUUUCCAUUUCUAUAUUGCUAGUACACGGUGGGUGACAAUGUAUUCUCUAUAAUGUUACAGCAAGAGACAGGAAAAAUAAAUCUAAUUUAUAUGCAGAUCCUUA